Messenger RNA from Lathyrus sativus (Indian pea), 204 nucleotides. NCBI's taxonomy places the organism in Eukaryota, Viridiplantae, Streptophyta, Magnoliopsida, Fabales, Fabaceae. The record is from the annotation of a GenBank genome assembly.
AUGAUUAUUGUCUCAUACAACAUCAAAGGGGGAGGAAGCCUAAUCAAGAGGAGAAGGAUUAGGUACACUUUGGCAUCAGGUAAAACUGAUAUUUGUCUGAUCAAAGAGUCUAAGUUUAAUGUUUUAGAUAGUUCUAAGAUUUUUAGUUUUGGGUAUGUUAAAGAUGUUUGUUGGUCUGGAAAUCCUUCUUUGGAUCUGUCUUGA